AUGGAACGUAAUGACCCAACUAGGUAUACCAGCAAAGGUCGCGGAGGAUGCCUAGACUCGGGCGGUCCUGCCGGUGCUAGGGCCACCCCUACCAUGUCCUCGUCACGCCAUCCGGACAGGAGAUCCGUCGCGCAAGCGCCGGGGCAGUCUAUCCCGCCCAAGGCGUCCAGGGAGCAGGCAGAGAAGGCUUACGACAAGGUGAUGGAGAGCAGUUUAAGGUGCAUGGAUAGGCUGGAGAACGAGAUCGCCCUAGCAAAUAACACCAAGGUGUCGAUUAAGGAGGCGGCCAGGGACUUGAGCGCCGCUAAACGCCCCCAAGACGAUUAGCGGCGUACCAAGCUCUUCUGGGCAAGGGACAAAGCAUGUACCCUUGCCCAAACAGGACGACACAUUCGGGUGCGUGGUGUCGGGCCCAGGCCGAAAGAGGCACAAUGUGCUGGACUCGUCCGAGUCGGAGUCGGAGGACUCCGGCGCUAAAUGCGCUAAACUAGAGUCGUUGGCUGGGUGUGAGCCGACGACUGACCGCGGCCGUGUGGCGAAAGCGAUGAUGUUGAAGCAGGACAUCCUUAAUAUGUUGGAGUCCUGCAAAAAGCAACUCCCCAAACUGAGGCGUACGGAGAUAGUGGAAACACUAAACCUCCUUGUCGAGACCCUAGUGGCCACGCCUCAUCUUACGGUAGUGACGAAUGUACCCCAAGAGACAUGCGAUAAAGCGACCAGUCCCAUCUGGGUACCUAACAAGACUAAGUCUGUACGGAAACCCCAGGGGGAUGCCUCCUCUUCCGGAAAGGACAGUGCAACCCGGAAGGGAGCGAAGUCGGCAGUUGGUCCCUCGGCAAACAAGCCUCGGGACGUGCAAAAAAGCGCGCCAACCACUUACGCGAAGGUGGCAGCAGCAAAAAUUUGCUCGGUGGCGACCCCCAAGACAAGGCCGGUGCGUGUGUCGGAAAAGACGGCCGAACAUAAGGCACCUACCCGGUCACAGCAGCCGACUCCCAAACCCGGGAUGUCAAAGUCGGCGAAACGUAAGGAAAAGCGGCGGAACGGUCUCACUCUAUUUGUGAAGCCGGCAACGACGGCUGGCGAGCCGGCGCGGAAUAACGAAGCGCAGUUCUGGAGCGUCGUCAACCCGCGGGCCAACGGCCUCCGCGUGGCGCACUCCCGUACUGCAGCUUCGGGGACGAUGAUCGUCGAGGCGGCUGACAAGGCCACCUACGACAGAAUUCGGGCCUCGGAGUCUUUAAAGACCGCGGGUUUCACGGUCUCGGGUCCCCCGGUCCGUAAACCCCGCGUUCGCGUCCGCGACGUCCCGCUAUGCCUGAGCGAGGCGUCAUUGGUAGAUUGCGCCGUUCAACAGAACCCGGCCAUAUGGGGUGACCGGGUUAAGGAAGGCUUGAAGCCCAUUUUCAAGGUUGGACCGCGCCGCACCGACUACGUCGAUUGGGUGUGUGAAGCCGAUCCAGUAGUUUUUGCCGCGCUUAUGAAGGCGAAAACCCUCUAUUUAGAGUGGUCACGGUCGCGAGUCAGCGAAUAUGACCGUGUAACCCGCUGCCACAACUGCCUCAACUUCGGCCACACUGCGAAAGCAUGUCGUGGCAAACUAACGUGCGCCCACUGUGGCAAAACCGGGCAUGAAGUCAAAACAUGCCCGUGCGUGGCGGAAAAACCACGGUGUGUCAACUGUGUCCGCUCACGCGUACCAGCUGGCCAUCGGGCGACGAGUGCCACCUGUCCCGCUGCUGGGAAAGCGGCAGAGAGCGCCAAGCUUAGAAUAAGCUAUGGAUAAUACGUCUUCCCGUAUCGCUCAGGCGUCGCGGCUUCGUCUGGCCCAGCUCAAUACGGGCCGGUGUCAGGUGAAGUCCGCGGCACUGGGCAUGUGGGCGAUGCAGGAACGGCUUGACGUGAUAGCGCUCCAAGAGCCCUAUACUUCCCGCGGCGAGGUCCGCGAUCUUGGCUCGGGCGUCACAGUGAUCUCGAACGGCUGCGCGUCGGACCCGCCAUCGGCGGCCGUCGUCGUAUUCCGCCCGGGGUUGCCUGUGCUUAACCUGACUCAGUUCGGCGACUCUCAUACGGUGGUGGUGGAAAUCUCAUACGGGCGGGAUAGCCUUUACAUCGUCUCGAUGUACUGUCGAUUCUCGCUCGCUCUUGAACCAUUCCUCCAGCGAAUACGAUUAAUCUUGAGCGCAUUACGGGGUAAACGGGUCAUCCUAUGCAUAGACUCAAACGCUAAGUCGGCCUUGUGGGGAGCCGCAGCCACAGACGAACGGGGACGCGACCUCGAAGACCUGCUGAUCGAAGUCGGCCUGUAUGUCGCGAACCAUCCGGAUUCUCCGGCAACCUUCGUCUCCCACUCGGGGUCCAGCCAUAUCGACGUCACACUCACGACCCAUCCACGAGAAAUCGAGGAUUGGGCCGUGUGUGUGGGGGAGGAUGACUACGACCACCGGGCGAUCACCCUAUCUUGGGGCGUUCACGGGAGUCGCGGGGCUGUUCGCGGCUGCAGGAGCCGAUAUGUUGAGAGUAAGGCCGACUGGCCCGCCUUCCGGGCUUGCCUGGAGGCGAACCGCCGGCCCCUUGAUGACGCAACCGACAGAGCCGAAGUCGAGUACGGUGUAUCGGCGGUUUCAAACGCUCUCGUUAGGGCAUGUGACGUUUCGAUGCCGGUCUCCCAUGGUGCGGGCCCAAAACCCGUUCCUUGGUGGACGGUCGAGAUCGACGCUGCCCGCGGGGGUGUCCGCCGUGCCAGAAAACGCUUUCAGCGAACGAGGGACGCGACCGACCGCGAGGCACUAAGAAAGCAGUACGUUUCACUCAAACGCGCCCUGGUCCGACUUAUCCGUAAAACGAAGGUCGAGUCCUGGCGGCAGUUUGUGACGAGAGUCGGUAACGAUGACCCCUGGGGUCCGGUCCACCGGCAUUACGUUAGGAGUGACGGUAGGUGCCGGCAUAGCCGUAACGGAGCGUUGUCGGCACUCCGCCUCCGAGAUAAUGGCUGCACAUUAUCAGUACCUCUGACCCUCCAAUUUAUGGUCGAUUCGCUUAUGCCGUCCGACACAACAGUGGAUGACGACGACCACCACCGAGAGUUACGCGCCCUAGCAGCCCUCCCCUGUGGGCGUGCGGCGCGAUCGGAAGUUAACGCGUUUACGAUACCAGACGUAACCGCCGCCGUGCUGUCGAUGGGUAAGCGCAAGGCGCCCGGACUGGACCGGAUUACGGCCGGCAUCCUCUCACAGGCCCUGCCGGUCCUCGCCCCGGAGAUCACGGUGUUGUACAACUCAUGCCUACGGGCGGGUGUAUUUCCGUCGACCUGGAAAGUCGCUGACGUGAUAGCUGUUCCGAAAGGCAAUGACAAGGAUAAGUCAGAUCCGAAGUCGUAUCGCCCGAUUAGCCUGCUACCUGUCCUGGGUAAGGCGCUGGAAAAACUCGUGAGCGGGCGGCUCCGAGAUCACCUUGAAAGGCAUUCCCCCCUGUCGGUCAAACAAUUCGGCUUUAAGCCGGGUCGUUCGGCGGAAGACGCGAUAAACGCACUGCUCGCCACGGUGCGCGAUUCGACCGCCAAGUACGUCGUCGUUGUGUUCCUCGAUAUUCGGGGGGCCUUCGACAACGCUUGGUGGCCGUCCGUCCUGGCAGCAUUGCGUCGUCGCGACACCCCGCCCGACUUGUACAAUCUUGUGAAGGACUUCUUGUCGGAUCGCCGAGCGGUGAUGCGGCAUAAGUCGGUCGAAGUCGAGAAGGAAAUCUCGAAGGGUUGUCCCCAGGGAUCGGUGCUUGCGCCGCUCCUUUGGAACCUCAUCUUUGACGAUCUCCUUAGUGCUACCAUGCCUGAAGGGGUUACCGUCUUCGGGUACGCAGAUGACGGGGCGGUCGUGGUGGAAGCUGGCUCCCGACCUGAGAUCGAGCACAGGGCCGAUCUGGCACUCGCUUCGGCCCUCGAGUGGGGGAACCGUAACAAGCUCUGUUUUUCCGUGGAAAAGACCGAGGCGCUUAUUGUCAAAGGCCCUCACGCACGUUCUCCGCUGAUUCGGAUGAACGGUGCCCGAGUUAAGAUCGUACCGCAGGCGAAAUACCUCGGGAUCAUUCUCGAUCGGAAGCUCAACUUUGCGGCGCACGUUAACCACGUCGCAUCGAAAGCAAAAUGUCUGGCUCUUCGGCUACGGGGGAUAGCCGCCACACGAUGGGGCCUACGGGCACCCGCACUGAGACUCCUAUACGCGGGAGCGGUGGUGCCGACAGUCACUUACGCAGCAAGUGUCUGGGCCCACCGGCUGGUGCAUAACGUCAGCCUCGCUGCGAUAAUAAACCGGGCGCAGCGGCCGACCCUUCUCUCAGUAAUCGGCGGGUACCGUACGGUGCCCACAUCUGCACUACAAGUCUUGGCGAGGUCACUACCGCUAGACUUAGAAGUCCGCAAAAGGUCCGAUCUAUAUGAUCGCCGUAAAGCGCUGGCUGAACACCAGCCGAUUCGAACGCUCGCCGACAUAGAAUCCGCAUUAGUCGGCGAGUGGCAAGAGCGAUGGGACACCGCCGUCACCGGCCGUGUCACAUACGCAUUUCUUCCCAAUAUCCGGUGGGUGCUCGCGCAGAGGUGGUUUUCACCGACUCAUUUCUCCGCGCAGUUCCUCACUGGACACGGUGCUUUUCAAGCAUACUUGCAUCGAUUCGGCAUAAGUGGCAUCGCGAUGUGUGACUGCAACGGGUCCCCCACGGAGGACUCGUGGCACGUACUUCUGCACUGCCCGCUGCACGCCGAGCUACGAUCGCAACUGACUGAGGCCCUGUGCGCCUUGGGGGUCCGAGGGCCGUGGAGUCCUACCGACUUGGUAGCGUCGUCCCGGUCACUCGCGGCUCUCGAGCGAUUCGCGCGGGCUAUACUCCCCCAGAGGGAGAGGCACUAA
Cinara cedri is the source of this 4898-nucleotide messenger RNA. The record is from the annotation of a GenBank genome assembly. Lineage: Eukaryota; Metazoa; Arthropoda; Insecta; Hemiptera; Aphididae.